AUGGCAAAUCCUGUGGAAACAAUGGACUUUGUGUUCGGUUACGGUUCGAUCAUAGACUGCACAUCUCGGACUUCAUCAAUGGGGAGUGGAGCGUGUCGAGCUGCUUUACGAUGCCAAGUCUUGCCCAGCUUCAACUUUCAACGUGCGUGGAACUUCCGCGCCCCGUCUGGUUUCACGGCCUUGGGCCUUCAACAAGCUGAGUCUGGCGAAGCCAUUGAUGGCAUUUGCUUCGCGGUCGGCAAUGACAUGGCCAGUUUUGAUUUGAGAGAGCGUGGAUAUACUCGAUGGGAGAUUCCCUUGAAGAAUCUUUCCGUGAUUGAUUGCCCACGUAACUGCGCAUGUGAUUGCUCAAGCGCAUCACUUGGCUGUAUGCAUUACAGCAUGCGGUCAUUGCAAGCCGCGGUGCGAGGGCAGGAUGUCGUCAAAGCCGAGGCGCUUGGCCAAGGCCGAGACGUCAAAGUGUGGGUUUACGUGCCUAACCAUCCUGCAGGACCUGCAGCAGCUUUUCCGCUGAUUCAAAGUUACAUCGAUGUCGUCAUUGGAGGUUGCCUUCAGUGGGGUGAAACAGAACUUGCGAAAGCCUUCUGCGCAUCCACCCGCGGGUGGUCCAAAUAUUACUUGAAUGAUGUUCCCUUGAGCCGACGGCCGUGGGUGAAUCGUUGUCAAGCAUGGCGUGAGGUUGAUCAGGUUCUAGAAUCUAUGGCAGAAGUUACAUUGUUUAGUGAGCGUCGUCAUGACUGUGAGUUCGCGGCCAAUUUCAGUGAAGAGUUGUGCAAGUCUGAUCGUCGGCCACAGCACAGAUUCAUGGAACUAUGUGAGCGUUGGGGGCAUCGCUGUGAAUAUGUCAAAACAAGCGCUGAAAUCACUAGAUGCCCGGUGGUGUCGGAUUGGUCUGACGCCAUCAUCUCUGAUGCGACUCGCUGCCCCUUGCUGUUGGGAGAAGGAUUUCGAUGCAACAUCACAAUCGCGGGAGCAGCAGCAGAGGUGGCCGAGAUCUGUUUCAAAUACGACUCCGACGAGCUGUUUUUGAUUCCCAUGGUAGAUGAACUCUACCUUUGUUUAGAAGACGUUGGUGAGCAUAUCCCAGUACGGAAUGGAAUGGUGAUCCAAGCUCUGGGUGUGGGAAGUGGACCAACAUUGAAAUUCGAAGUUGCCAGCCGUGUCAUAAAACUGCAGCAGUCGGACAAGCAUGGAAGCUCGAUCCUUGGUUCCUUCACCGAAGACGUUGGUGUCGGUCCUGGAAAGGUUGAUAUGUCUGGUCUGCAACGGUGCUCAGUGCCAGGCGUACCAGCAUCGUUGGGUCGCCACUUGUUUGUGCUGCGCUGGAAAGAUUCAGAGGCGCAGUGGCAGUUAUGUCUUGAAAAGUUGUCGAAGACGUGGCUUCGGCUUGAAGCAGAUUUUCCGUAUUUGUUGCCAAAGGACUCUGGACCAUUGGCUUUUUGCCUGGGACCUGAAGGGAAGGUGAAGUUCAAAGUUGCGCCGCCGGCACAGGACACAACAUCAGCCAUCGCAGAACCAUACGAAGAAAAGGUCACUUUGCAGGCUUUACAGGACCAUUUUUCUAAGGAUGUCGUUUACAACAAUCUUCUGCGCUUGCUCUCAAAUCCUGGAGCUGGCAGCGCAUUGGGGCUCGUGCUGGACGAGGCCGCAACGAAAUUCGGGCUCAUUGGAUCCAAGGAUAAGGGAUGCUACAGAGACGUAGUGCGCAAGUGUGUUGGUGGACGGGCUUUGGUCAAGAAUUAUGACAUGCUGACACAGUUCUUCAAUGCGUUCUCUCACCGGGGCGAUGAUGUUGAGUCCAAUGGAGUUUGGACACAGACGAUGAUAGACCAACUCUCCACAAGCUUACCCACUGUCGGUGCAACAGAUCUACAAAUGCUUAGCGGACAGGAAAAGGGGCCGCACAGGGCAUUUGUUUUUUCGGAGAACGGCAGUGUUAUUGGUAUUGGUGUGCUGCUUGGCCACAAUGGGCUGGUAGAGCAGAGCUCUCAAAACGCAUGCACGAUGCAUGUUGCUGCAGCGGCGACUGCACAGGCUCUACGCAGGCUUGGAGGGCAUGGUGCUGUCAUGCUUCGUAGCGAGAACGGUACCCUGCAUUGUUGGGAUGUCAGAAGGGGUAGUUUGCCUGGAGAGAUGUUUGCGCACCUGUGA
This is a messenger RNA of Symbiodinium natans, 2151 nucleotides long. The record is from the annotation of a GenBank genome assembly. Lineage: Eukaryota; Dinophyceae; Suessiales; Symbiodiniaceae.